Messenger RNA from Amborella trichopoda, 2090 nucleotides. Lineage: Eukaryota; Viridiplantae; Streptophyta; Magnoliopsida; Amborellales; Amborellaceae. The record is from RefSeq and is a predicted model, not a curated record.
AGAACUUUUUUUGGUUUGGCAGCAAAUGAGGCCAAGGACUCUCAUUCAAGUAUGGUGUUGGAAGUUGUAUUGGAAGAGCCACCCAAAUGGAAGGUGUUGCGAGUGAGUGAGAGGUGUUGGAAGAAGUUGAGGAAGAAAGGCAAAAGCAAGUUCUGAAUGAAGAUACUUGGGAUGAUGAGAGUAAUACAGUUUUAGUUGCUUGCAAAGAUGAACUCUCCUGCAUGCAGCUUCAGGAUUGCAUCUCUAAAGGUUAUGCGUGAAGAGUGGGAAAGAUACUUAUUGGGCAAGGCAGAUUUGCAUGGGCUAAAGACACGGAACAAAAAGAAAUCCCAAGAACCUAAAGGUUUUGGUGUAUUGAAUGGGGUUAUCCCAGCUAGGCCUGGAGAGAAUGCAGAAGCUAGCAGCAUAAGCAAUCUUGAGCAAUCUGCUCUUUUAGCAGCAGCAGCUGAAGUUAAAAACGUGGGUGAGGAGGAAGCUGUAACGAGGGAGCCUCAAUUGCAUGGAGGGAGAGGAAAUCGUGGAAGAGGAAGAGGAAGAGGAAGAGGAAGUGGUGGAAAAACCUCUGGUUCAAAAGCUCGACUUCCUAAAAGUAAAGAUAAAGGAAAACAAGAAAAAGGAAAUAGCACUUUAAUGAGUGAAUCAGGCAAUGAGGAUCGUGCGGCAGGUGAGGGACCAGUGGCGAUGGCUAGUUCUUUCACAAAGAUGGGAGGGGGUGCAUCCGUGGAAAAUGGAAAUAUUGGUACUAAACCACUUCCGGUGGUACAAUUUUUUGCGAUGGACAGUGACCAGAAAAUACUUGAUGUAUUCAAGCCAUCAGUAAUUAUUGUUUACCACCCAGAUAUGACAUUUGUCAGAGAGAUAGAAGUUUAUAAAGCAGAGAAUCCCACUAGAAACUUGAAAGUGUAUUUUUUAUUUUACGAAGAGUCUACUGAAGUGCAGAAGUUUGAGGCAAGUAUACGAAGAGAAAAUGGAGCAUUUGAAUCUCUUAUCAGGCAGAAAUCCUUGAUGAUGAUACCCGUUGACCAGGAUGGAAGGGUUGUACCAAACACUCCUGGUGAGCCGCAAAGUUUGAUAUCUCAGAAUGCAUUGACCAGGAAGGCUGGUGGUAGGAAGGCAAUUGAGAAAGAAACGCAGGUCAUAGUGGACGUGAGAGAAUUUAUGAGCAGCCUUCCCAAUGUUCUCCACCAGAAAGGAAUGAAAAUUAUUCCUGUCACUCUUGAGGUUGGAGAUUACAUUCUUUCGCCACUCAUCUGCGUUGAGAGAAAGAGCAUUGCAGAUCUCUAUUCCAGCUUUGCAUCUGGUCGCCUCUACAAUCAAGUCGAAACCAUGGUUCGUUAUUACAGAAUACCUGUCGUGCUCAUUGAGUUUUCACAGGACAAGAGCUUCUCUUUCCAGUCUGCAAGUGAGAUUGGUGAUGAUGUCUCCCCAAAUAGCAUAAUAUCAAAGCUAUGUCUGCUUGUUCUACAUUUUCCUCGCCUUCGCCUUGUCUGGUCCCGAAGCUUACAUGCAACUGCUGAGAUAUUUGCAUCCCUCAAGGCUAAUCAAGAUGAACCUGAUGAGAGUACAGCUAUGAGGGUUGGUGUCCCCUCCGAGGAGGGCAUUGUGGAAAAUGACGUAAGAGCUGAGAAUUACAACACAUCAGCUGUGGAGUUUCUAAGGCGUCUACCUGGUGUUACGGAUUCUAACUAUAGAUCCAUCAUGGAUGGCUGCAACAGCUUAGCUGAGUUGGCUGUGCUCCCCCUAGAAAAGCUAGCUGAACUCAUGGGAGGACAAAGGGCAGCUCGGAUGCUUAGGGAUUUUCUCGAUGCCAAGUGCCCAAACUUCUAAAAAUUGUAAUCUACGGUAUUUGUUGAAUAUUUUCUUUUUCAAUUGUCUCCAACUAUCAAAAGCAAGGUAAUAUUUUCAUUUUUAUUCAAUUUGUGGAUCAACUUGAUCCAAAGGUAGUAGGUGUAUUUGCAGAAGAUAUGAUCAUUUAUUUCAUGUAUUUGUGAUGUUAUUCUGAGAAACAUAAGGACCUUUUUGGCCCUUGUUUAUUAACUGGCGAAAUGCAACUUCUAUUAUUGGAGGGGACUUGAUGCUACCGAGUGUUA